Molecule: messenger RNA, 615 nt
Organism: Suillus clintonianus
Lineage: Eukaryota; Fungi; Basidiomycota; Agaricomycetes; Boletales; Suillaceae
Exons: 3
Coding region: 1-615 (204 amino acids)
Source: RefSeq, a predicted model, not a curated record
AUGUCAGAUAGUCUUGAUAAUGAAGCGGCAGUCGCAGGAGAAGUAGAAGAAGGAGCCACUGCCUGUACUGGGAAUUCUUUGAAUUUGAAAUUGUUCAUCACGGAGGGAAGCGGUUGGUUCUUGACCAGUGUCCGGUCGACCAUCCUGGCCACGCAGCGGCUCUCAUCGACCUCGGGUGGGCAUGCCUUCGAGGUUAUAUUCGAAAGGAUAUUCAACAUUGAUAUUAUCACUUCGCUCUUCCGCAAAGCCCUUGCAUUGCGUCCGCAGGGCCAUUCCGAUCACACACUAUCUCUCGAUCGUCUCAUUUUCGCAUUGAUCUGGUGCUACAGCAAGGAGCAAUCCGCCGCCUACAUUCAGGAAUCCGCGCAGCUAUGCUGCAAGCGACUGCCCCUCUGCCCAGAGGGUACCUGCCUUUGUAGCAUCGGCGUAGAUGGCGCGGUGAAAUAUGUGAUCAGUUUAUGCAGUAAUCUUCCCAUCGACGGAUCUGACGCAGGCAUCCACCUUCAACGAGUCGUGCUCGAGCUCAGUCCUAUGGGCCAUGAAUUCCAUCCAAGAGCACUUGACCAGCUAGCACAGGCAGUUGAGGCAUACUUUGACCAGCAUGGCAGCAUUUGA